Messenger RNA from Syzygium oleosum, 6074 nucleotides. RefSeq lists its product as uncharacterized. The record is from RefSeq and is a predicted model, not a curated record. The transcript has 8 exons. Gene Ontology annotation, molecular function: transcription corepressor activity. Gene Ontology annotation, biological process: negative regulation of DNA-templated transcription. Lineage: Eukaryota; Viridiplantae; Streptophyta; Magnoliopsida; Myrtales; Myrtaceae. Bases 424 to 4785 code for a protein of 1453 amino acids.
UUGGCAUCUAGAGGAAAAUCGCAAUCUCUCUCUCUCUCUCUUCUCUCUCUCUCUCUUCGGUUCUUGAAUUUGCUUCCCUAGGCGCGGCGGGCAGCUGCGAAGUUACUGCUGAUCCCGGCCGGCCGGCCGGCCGAAUCGGGCGCACACGCGGCGGAGGUGACGUCGUCGGCCCGAAGCAAUCUCGCACUUGGGUCGCCGUCGAGGUUUCGGGAGCUUCCUUGAUGGUUCGGCUUCAGAUCUGCUGAUGCGUUGAUUCUUUUUGUUUUCUCGUGCUGCUGUUCGUGGGGGAGAGAGAGAGGAAUCGUGGGUUCUUCUUCUUAUUCUUCGAAUUCUUUCGUUUUGAGGCUUCGGGGGUGGUGGUGAUGGGUUUCGAGAUUUAGGGCUCGGGUUUGGUGGGGGGGUGCGCGAGAGCGGCUGAGCCUCAUGGAGGAGAGUAGCAGAAGAUCUGUGGAGCGGUCGGGGAUAGUGUUGAAGAAGAGGAGCUCCUCGGGCUGCUUGAUCGUGAGGAAGAAAGGGGAUGGUGGUGGGGCGGGUGGGGUUGGUGGCGGCGCUGGUCCCUCGCGGAGGAAGAGGCCCAGGUUGGUCAUGAGUGAUUCGGGGUCGAGCGACGAGCUCUCCCUGGCGCGGCCCCGCAGGCUGCCGGUGGGUGCGGAGACGAUUCGGGUGUGUAAUGGUUUGACUGUUCCGAGGAAGGGCGUCUCUGAAGUGAGUGAUGGGGUCGGCCGAAAUGGGGAGGGGAAGAGAAGUAGGUUAGAUGUGUUUGAGUUCGAUGAAUAUGAUGGGAUUGAUGGGGAGGGGAUGGGCCGCAGACGGUUCGAUGAUGGUGGGGUCGAGCCCUCGGGAAGGAGGUUCCUGGGCUCGCCUCCCGUGGCUCGAAGCAGCGGUAAUAGGGACUUCGCGGGUAGUUCAAGUAGGCAGACUGUUAUGGAGAGGAGAAAGAAUAUGUAUAUUGAUGAGACGAGUAGUUUCGGUAGGGAAGAUGGUGGAGGUAAAAAUAGGUUUCAGAUGAAGCGGGAAGGCGGUCGAAUUCCUAUACAAAUGCUGAGAGAAAAAUAUGGUGGUCGUCCAGACGAGGCCAUCAGGGUUCAGGGUAAAAAUGGUGUUUUGAAGGUGCUGGUUAACCCGAAGAAAAAAGUAGGUGGGCCUGUGAGAAAUCUUGAUCAGUGGGAUGAACGUCGGAAAGUUUCUGUAGGGGAAGGCAGGAAAGGUUCUAUCUCUGAAGAUACUACCCAUAAUGUCACAUCCCGUCCUACUGCAUUUGCUGAGAUUCGAAGGAAUGAGGUGCGGAAUCCGAUGAUGAUAGAGAAAAAUAAGCUGAAUGUUCAGAAACCCGUGUCUGCUAAGAUCAAAAAGCCUGAUGACUGGGAAUCAGGGGACAGUGAUAUAUCUCCAACACGGUCACGGAGGAAUGCAGAUAGACGAAACUCAGUUACGAGAGUCAGCUGUGAGAAAGAAAAAUCCCCACAAUCUAAAAUAGGCCGUGACAGAGAGAAAUCUCCACAAUUGAAAAUCGGCCGCGGAAACGGAAAACCCCGACAAGCUAAAAUGAGCCGUGAAAAAGAAAAAUCCCCACAGUCUAAAAUUGUUGCACGGGCCAAGUCACCUGAAACACCUGUUACAAGCGGACCCAAAGAAGGAAAAGUGAAGCGUGGCAGUGGCACGGAGAAGCAAAAACUCAGAGAACGUAUAAGAGAGAUGCUACUGAAUGCAGGGUGGACAAUUGAUUAUAGACCUAGAAGGAAUAGAGACUAUUUAGACGCUGUCUAUAUUAACCCCGCCGGGACAGCUUACUGGUCUAUUAUCAAAGCAUAUGAUGCACUUCAAAAGCAACUCGAUGAUGACAAUGAUGAGGGAAAAGCAAGUGAGGAGCGGUCUGCUUUUGUUAUAUCAGAUGAGACUCUUGGCCAACUAACAAGGAAAACCCAGAAGAAGAUGGAGAAAGAAAUGAGGAUGAAAGAAAGAGAAGGCGCUGGAAGUGCCAAUGCAAGACAAGCUUCUAUUAGGAGAAACUCAAAGCCAAAGCAUGAAGAAGAGAGCAUGGACAGUGAUAGCGAGGAAGAAAAACUAAGCUCCUUCAUAAAGCAGGGGGGUAAGUCAUCAAAGAAAGGUCCUGUUCAUCCAAUGCACGGCAGUGUUGAGAAAGGCACCUCUGACUCCAAUUUUCACCAAGCACACGGAAGAAAAGGUAGAAAACUAGGCAGAUGUACUUUACUGGUCCGCAGUUCUGACAAGGGGCUGAACUCAGAGAGUGAUGGUUUCGUUCCUUAUACUGGUAAAAGAACCCUGCUUUCAUGGCUGAUUGAUUCUGGGGUUGUGGAGCUGAGCCAGAAAGUGCAGUAUAUGAACCGUCGAAAAACACGAGCGCUAUUGGAGGGAUGGGUUACAAGAGAUGGCAUCCAUUGUGGUUGCUGCAGCAAAAUCCUCACUUUGUCAAAGUUUGAGAUCCAUGCAGGCAGCAAACUCCGCCAGCCAUUUCAGAACAUACAUCUGGAUUCUGGUGUCUCCCUUUUGCAGUGCCAGAUUGAUGCAUGGAAUAGACAAGAGGAGUCUCAACGUGAGGGGUUCCAUUCUGUGGACACUGACGGUGAUGAUCCAAAUGAUGAUACAUGCGGCCUUUGUGGAGAUGGUGGAGAUUUGAUUUGUUGUGAUGGUUGUCCAUCGACCUUUCAUCAGAGCUGCUUGAACAUCCAGAAGCUUCCUCCUGGGGACUGGCAUUGCCCUAACUGCACAUGCAAAUAUUGUGGAGUAGCGAGUGAAUGUACUUCGCAUGUUGAUAAUGCAACUGUUGGUGAAAUCUUUGCAUGCGACCUGUGUGAGAAAAAAUAUCACAAAUCAUGUUUUGAGGAAACAGAUACUUUUCCUUUGGACUCCGAUAGCACAGGUCAUUCUUUUUGCGGUCAGAAAUGUGGAGAGCUCUUUGAACAUCUUCAGAAGUAUCUCGGGGUCAAACACGAAGUAGAAGGUGGAUUUUCAUGGUCUCUCAUUCGCAGGACAGAUGCAGAGUCAGAUAUGUCUCUUCGAGCGCUUCCUCAGAGGGUGGAAUGCAACUCCAAGCUUGCAGUGGCGCUUACAAUUAUGGAUGAAUGUUUUUUACCCAUUGUUGACCGGAGAAGUGGUAUAAAUAUGAUUCACAAUGUUCUCUAUAACUGUGGAUCAAACUUCAAUAGGAUUAACUAUAGUGGAUUUUACACUGCUAUAUUGGAGAGGGGUGACGAAAUUAUCUCUGCAGCAUCGCUCAGGUUUCAUGGUACCCAGCUAGCAGAGAUGCCAUUCAUUGGGACGCGACAUAUUUAUAGGCGUCAGGGGAUGUGCCGUAGACUAUUUUUUGCCAUUGAGUCGGCUCUGCGCUCGCUCAAAGUUGAGAUGCUGAUUAUCCCUGCUAUAUCCGAACUUAUGCACACAUGGACUGUUGCCUUUGGUUUCUCUCCUCUUAAGGAGUCUUUGAAGCAGUACAUGAGAUCCUUGAAUAUGUUAGUAUUCCCCGGUUUAGACAUGUUGCAGAAGAUGCUUUUUGAACAAGAUACUGUCGCGGGCUCAAGAGAAGCCAAGACCAUGGAACUGGAAAUGGACACGCAAGUUACUUCCCCUGAACCUGACGAUAUUUGUCAGCAUGACGAUCCUGGCGAGCAUUCUGGUGAGGGUGAUAAAGCAGAUAUCGUGGACUGCGAUCCAAAGUCUCAAGAUGUUUCCCCGGGUGAUGCUUCAACAGGGAAUGGCUCAUCUCAUGAUGCUUCAGAUGAUAUGGAACUUCGAGUUUCCAGUGAAAUGCUUAAAGAUGCUGACCCUGAUUUGGCUGACAAGUCUGCUGAAUCUGAUGUAGAUCAGAUAAGUUCUGCUCCAUGUAAAGCUGAGGUAGAAGCUUGUAAGGUGGAAGACAAAUCAAUGCCAGCUUUGCCAUUUCAAGUUGGUGUUCAAUCCACUACCGAAGAUGGUUAUAUAGAUGAUUCCCCAGAAGCUGAAGCUGGUGUUGCAUGUAAGAAUUAUGCUAGUAAUUCAGAAGUAAAACCUGCAAAGAUUCUUGAGGGGAUCAAUGGAACUCCAGAUGCUGCUUCUAUUUGUGAUUCUUGUGCCAUAAAUGGAACUCAGAUGCGUCCCCUGCUUUCUGAUGUCAGCCAUAACAAAUCUGGGAUGGAUGACAAGUCGAUGUCGGAUUCCUGUGUUGCCGGUGAUUUUCAGAAUUCAGGUUGUCUAACCAACGCCAAUGAGGAAAAAGUGGAUAUUUCAGCAGAGAAUGUAACUGAGGGUGCAGAUGGCAAAUCAAGAGAUGCUCCUAGUAUUCACCAGUCUGAGGAAAAUCUGAUAUUGGUAAAUUCAAAUGCAGAUGACCAAAUCAGUUAUCGAAAGGAAAACGUGAUCGAGUUCAAUAAUGAUGAGGAGUUACUUUCUGAUGCGGAUGUGGAAGUAGAAAACAAUUCAUUGUUGAAUUUUCCAUCUAAAGGUGAGUCUUUGAAUGAGACUGACUGGGAUUCUUGCAGUGGGAGCAGUCGGUAUGACAAUGCUGAUGCAGAUGUUAAGGUUACACUAGUUGAGCCUAUUGCAACUUCAGAGGAAAAGCAGGAGACCAUGGAAAUCUGGAAGGAGGAGAAUGCAGAAGAUAUUCCUGUCUCUACUGCAGUUUCAAUUCAAGCAUCAGAGGAAGCAGAGGACUUAAGGAAAGAUGAUAUAACUGUGGGGAAGAAUUGUCAAGGUGCUUCUGUAUCUGAUGUGAAUUCAGUGCAGAUCAACUUUGAAUCAAAUUGUCCAACUACAGAGGGAGAGGAGAACAAAUCAGUUGAAACCAUUUAGCACCCGAUGCAGCUUAGCAGAAGUUAUUUUUCCAUGUGAUUGAAGCGACAAUGUUCUGCAGUUGGGAACUGGAUCGUCUUUGAUUUAAUCUCAAAUCUGAUUCAGAGGCUGCUAUCCUUAAGAUAUUCGAGGGUUGAUCAUCACACUACAUGCUGGAUUUGCUUCUUUAGUCGAAUAUCCAUGGAGGUGACUGCGCACAAUUCAAGUUAAUCUGUUUAAGUCAAGUUGAUCGACUAGAUGGGCUAGUCUGAGCCAAUCGUUAUUUUGCUUCUGAUACUGGAUGUUAUUGACAUUGACUAACUGGCCUACGGUGUCGGUGCAAUUAGGAAAUAGCACCCUGGAUUUGGUGAGAUUCAUGGUGCUUACAACAUGAGAACAUUCUGCACCAUUGCAAAUUCUUGCUAGUCUCUCGGUACGUUUCUGUCACUGGUUCUGGAUGUUUCAUCAAUGAAGGCGCUUUUGUCUGGGAUGCUAAUCUGACAAAGUAGCUUUAAAGGUUUGGUUUGCUUGGUCAAUACAGCCAUUCUAUUGUUCAUGCUAGUGACUGUUAAGGCAGAAUCAUCUCUGCCAUAAGGGAAUUAGCCGUUGCAGUAAAACGAUAAGAUUGAUGGACUGGGAUUGGAAAGGCACAGUGUUUGCAGUACAUAUAUAGGAUACGUGGUCUUGCUUCCUCAUGGUGUAUAUAUCCUAAUCUUUUAGCUGCUUUUUUCUUGUAUUAUUGUGUCUUACUAGUGAUGAUUCAAUACGACCCUUGUUGCCCAGCAUUUCCUACGUAAUUUUUGCAAUCAGAGCUGCUGCAGUUGCCCGCGCAUUUGGUGCCGUGGGUUCAUCUCAGUCUAGCGUAAUCAUGAUUACUGAUUCGGCAAGAAAGACAAGUUCAUGGUAUUCAUCUGUUCCGCAGAGUGCAACUACAUUGAAUUCGAGUGAUGUUAACUCCCACAGCGAAGGUCAAGUUUCUCUUUUCAAUUUUUAGUGCAUAUAGAUUUGACUCUGCAAUCAGGAUUCAGAAUACGCGUUAGUGCAGGAAUCUAAUUGUGAGGUUGCUUGAUUGGAUGAUAUAAGUGACCCAUUUGUGUAGACUGUAAAACGGUUUAUUUUUUACUCGUCACGUGGGUUAGGUUUGUCUUCCACUCUCAGUUUUUCGGUAGCUGGUUUUGAUUCUAAUCCGAGUGUACACCUUGAAAUGGUUCUUUGAUUGUAGUUGCUAGUCUCCUUUGUAGGCAAUAAUUGAUAGUCUUGAAAUCUCGCCAUAUGUGGUUCUGAGUAAAAAGUUGCUUUUAUGUUCUCAA